AUGGCUUUCCUAACUUUGACUUCAGACAUCCAAGAACCGUUUGUCAUCCCAGGGCUAUCGCCAGUAUCACAGCCAUCUACCAGAAAGAACUCAAGUGCGAGUGUCACUGAUCUGGAGGUCGCAAUGGCUUUUGCCACGGCUAAUGCUGCCUCUACCGGAAGAAAAAACUCCAUCACGCUGCUGUAG
Molecule: messenger RNA, 186 nt
Organism: Zygotorulaspora mrakii
Lineage: Eukaryota; Fungi; Ascomycota; Saccharomycetes; Saccharomycetales; Saccharomycetaceae
Gene: SPO24
Product: Spo24p
Exons: 1
Coding region: 1-186 (61 amino acids)
Source: RefSeq, a predicted model, not a curated record